Messenger RNA from Fraxinus pennsylvanica, 510 nucleotides. The record is from the annotation of a GenBank genome assembly. NCBI's taxonomy places the organism in Eukaryota, Viridiplantae, Streptophyta, Magnoliopsida, Lamiales, Oleaceae.
AUGGCAAUAGACUCUCAGCCCAAAUGGGAAGCAAAGGUAAGUAAAAAGCUAAACAAACAUAAACCAGAAGAUGUAUGGCCUUUCUUGGAAGAUUUUUGCAGCUUCGACAAGUGGCUUCCUAGCAUUGACACAUGUUACAAAGUUGAAGGCAUCGAGGGGCGGCCCGGCCUAAUCCGGUACUGCGCCGCCACUCUACCACCACCUCCGGACGGCACCGGCAGUGAAGAGACUAUCAAGUGGUGCCAUGAGAAGUUGCUAGAGGUUGAUCCAAUCAAGAAGCGUCUAAGCUAUGAAGUUUUGGACAACAACAUGGGAUUUAAGACAUACAAAUCAACAUUGGAAGUGUUGCCAUCAAUGGAUGGUGAUGAUGAUCAAAAGGGUUGUUUGAUUGAGUGGUCAUUUUUUGCUGAUCCAAUUGAAGGGCUGAGAAUUGAAGAUAUGGUUGCAUAUCUUGAUUCUUCUCUACAAGGCAUGGCAGAGAAUAUUGAGAGAGCAUUGGAAAAUGAGUAA